UCAACACCUACAGCCACAAUCUUGUUUAAAGGUACUGUCAUCGGAGAUCCACUUGCUCCCAAGGUUGCUUCCUUCUCAUCAAGAGGACCAAGCAUUAAAAGCCCUGGAAUUUUGAAGCCUGACAUCAUUGGUCCCGGUGUUAGCAUCCUAGCUGCAUGGCCUGUUUCUGUGGACAAUGGAACAGAAGGCAAGGCAACAUUUAACAUGAUUUCAGGUACCUCAAUGUCAUGCCCUCACUUAAGUGGCAUUGCAGCCUUGCUCAAAAGCUCCCACCCUGACUGGUCACCAGCUGCCAUUAAGUCAGCAAUCAUGACAACCGCUGAAGUAGAAAACCUCGCAGGCUCUGCCAUUGUUGACCAAACACUUUUUCCAGCAGAUAUCUUUGCCCUUGGUGCAGGCCAUGUUAACCCUUCAAAAGCAAAUGACCCAGGGCUCAUCUACGACAUACAACCAGAGGAUUACAUUCCUUACUUGUGUGGUUUGAAUUACACAGACGAGCAGAUACAGGUCAUCACCCAACAAACAGUGAACUGCUCUCAAGUAGGAGCCGUACCAGAAGCACAGCUAAAUUAUCCUACAUUUUCUAUCAAAACCGGGUCCUCAGAGACUCGGACUCAGUAUUACACAAGAACGGUGACAAAUGUUGGCCCAGCUAAUUCAACUUACAACUUGGCUCUUGUAGUACCACCUAAAGUGGGCAUGAGUGUAAAUCCUCAGGUGCUCACAUUCACAGAGGUUAACCAGAAAAUUACCUACCAUGUCGAGUUCAACGCACACGACGAUGCUGGGAAGGACGGUGUCCCAUUUGCUGAGGGAUAUUUGAGAUGGGUUUCUGAUAAGCAUUCUGUUACCACCCGAAUAGUUGCUACCUUCAGCACUCAAUGAACUUAAACUUGGGCCCAGAAGAAAAUAUCACAAGCUUGCAGAGAAUAACAGAAGAAAUUGAAACCCAAAAUAAGUACUACUCCAUUGGUGCCAUUCUAGUCUUCAAGAUUUGAUCUUUAACUUGCAAUCCCCUCCAUACCAAUGUCUCUCUGUGUGUGUAGGAUUCUGAUUGUGAUUGUGAGGCCAACCAUUUCUUACAUAAUGUUUCAACCAAAAAGAAAA
Molecule: messenger RNA, 1107 nt
Organism: Prunus avium (sweet cherry)
Lineage: Eukaryota; Viridiplantae; Streptophyta; Magnoliopsida; Rosales; Rosaceae
Source: RefSeq, a predicted model, not a curated record